AAAGGAUGUCUAGAAAUCUACAAAAAUGAUAUUAAGCUUGACCCAUAAACACAAAAGGGGCAUUCUUUAGAAAGUUGGGAUAUGAAACUUGGCCCAUUUGAAUUGACUUGUUUUCGUUACCCCAUUGGGAAGGGGUCCAAGACUCCAAACCCCAACCGACCCGGUUCAGGCAGUUUUCUUUGGGUGAUUAAUUUUGUCUAUUUGUAUUUAAUAACUAUAUUUGCAAAAUGGCACAACGGAGCGGCACGUCCCUGUCCCCCGAAAUCUGUGAUUCUCAUCAUUUGACAUUGAAAUUUAAAAUGCUCUCCUCUGCUCUCCGGACUUUGACGACGCUACCAUCCACUUCCAGGAAUCUUCGUCUCCUCCGCCUAAAUCCUUGUCCUUCUUCCCGACCAUUUUCCGUCAAAAUGUCCGCUCACACUCAACCCAUCGAGCACAUCGUCCUCUUCAAGGUCAAAGAGGGUAUCGAUUCAUCCAAGGUAAACGACAUGCUCAAUGGCCUCAACGGCCUCAUCUCCCUCGACCAAGUCCUCCAUCUCACCGCCGGCCCCAUUCUCCGCAACCGCUCCUCCUCCUCCUCUUUCACUCACCUCCUCCACAGCCGAUAUCCUUCCAAGGAGGAUCUCUCCAUCUACUCCGCCCACCCUGCUCACAUGAACGUCGUCAAGCAAUUUGUUCUUCCCAUCUGCGAUGACAUCAUGGCCGUCGAUUGGGUCGCCGAUGCUUUGCAAGGCUCUCUCGUCCCACCUCCUGGGUCCGCCCUUAGAGUUACCUUCCUCAAACUCAAGGAGAAUCUGGGCGACGAAGUCAAGGGCCAGAUCUUGGAGGUCAUUGCAGGGCUGAGGGAGAAAUUGGGGCCCAAUGUCCAGCUGACGGUGGGCGAAAACUUUUCCCCGGCCAGAGCCAAGGGUUUCUCAAUUGCUUCGAUUGCCAUUUUGCCAGGGCCAAAUGAGUUGGAGGCGGCGGCUUCAGACAAAGAGAUGGUGGAAUUGCAGAAAGAGAAGGUCAGGGAGCAUUUGGAGAGUGUAAUUGUGGUGGACUACGUGGUUCCGCCGCCGCAAACGGCAAGUCUCUAAACCCAUCUAUGAUCGUCGCCACAAAGUUCCUGGUGAACAAUGUCUGUCGCGAAGUGUUGAAAUUGAAUAAAAGCGUCCACCAUUGGUGUAUGAAUGACAGACGCACUUUUGAAAUUUUAGCAUUUUAAUGUUUUUGGGUUUCUGCUGUCUGUUGCAUUUAAACUUGAAAAUUUCAGUAAAAUUUAAUGUUCCAUCAUUCGAAAAAGAAGAGCAACGGAAUAAAUACAAGCAAUUAUCAAA
Molecule: messenger RNA, 1316 nt
Organism: Cucumis sativus (cucumber)
Lineage: Eukaryota; Viridiplantae; Streptophyta; Magnoliopsida; Cucurbitales; Cucurbitaceae
Product: stress-response A/B barrel domain-containing protein UP3
Exons: 1
Coding region: 228-1076 (282 amino acids)
Source: RefSeq, a predicted model, not a curated record